Molecule: messenger RNA, 4262 nt
Organism: Arabidopsis thaliana (thale cress)
Lineage: Eukaryota; Viridiplantae; Streptophyta; Magnoliopsida; Brassicales; Brassicaceae
Product: Coatomer, beta subunit
Exons: 5
Coding region: 923-3838 (971 amino acids)
Biological process (GO): intracellular protein transport; vesicle-mediated transport
Cellular component (GO): membrane coat; COPI vesicle coat; COPI-coated vesicle membrane
Molecular function (GO): structural molecule activity
Source: RefSeq, marked reviewed
ACCCAAAAGGAUUUGGAGGAGUUAAUUCACCUGACGAAUCCACCACCAUAAUAUUAAGCACAUUUGAUCUCUCACUUCCUUGGUGCGAGUGUUUUGUUUUCCGAGAUCCAAAAUCUUCUCUUGGAUCCAAAGCUGUGUUACUGUGGAUCUCCUCCUCCUCUCUCCCUGGAUCUCGUACCUUUGAGGUUUGUCUCUCUGUGUUAAACUUGCGACUCAGAUUUCAUAGAGAUCGAUCCCACUUUUGCCUUUUCCUUUGUGAAAAUCUACAAUGUUCAAUUAUUCUCUGGCGCUCUUUGUUUGAUCUCGUUGAAUAUUGAUCUGAUUCCGGUAGGAAACCGAUUUUCAUGUUUGUGCAGCUGAGUGAGACUGCGAAUUAUGUAGAUUUCAUUGUUUGUUCAUCUAAUCUGGGGAGAUAGAUCGCAUUUUUUUUUUUUUUGAAUUUUGGUUGAUCCGAAGCUGUUUUAACUGAUUUUUCGUUUUUAUGUUAUUAUUUUGGUCGUAGUUGUAGUACAGUGAUGUGUAUUGCUGGAUCUGAGGAUUUAGAUUUGUCAAUGUUUUGCAUCUUUGGGUCUCUGAUUGGACAUUACCGAAUAUUCUUCUGAAAUUAUGAUGUUUUCUCAUAAACCACGGAUUCGAGAAUAGAGAUCAUGUAUUCAAUGUAUUGAAAUCCAAGCAGAGAGGUAUGGAUUAUCGCCGAUGAUACUGUUGAACUUCUUGUAUAGAACUUACUCUAGCACUGAUGAGGACACUAGUAAGGUGCUUAUAUUCAGUAAUUCGAACUUGAAAUCGCCAGAAAUAUUAAAAGUUUUGAUAUCUUGUUUUUACUUGUGAUCUAUACUUCAUUAUGUCUUUAAUCAAUUGUAACAAUUUUGCUCUAUUCAUCUUCUAUUUCUUAUAUUAACAAAGGAACACUUGUUCGUGAAUGGUUUUUCCUUUUCAUUUGAGCUCACAGAUUUUUUUCUCUUUCACUUUUUGUGCAGCACCGGAGAAGAUGGACAAAUCUAGUACCAUGCUUGUUCACUAUGACAAAGGGACUCCAGCAGUUGCUAAUGAGAUUAAAGAAGCUCUCGAAGGAAAUGAUGUUGAAGCUAAAGUUGAUGCCAUGAAGAAGGCAAUUAUGCUUUUGCUGAAUGGUGAAACCAUUCCUCAGCUUUUCAUAACCAUUAUAAGAUAUGUGCUACCUUCUGAGGACCACACAAUCCAAAAGCUUCUGUUGCUGUACCUGGAGCUGAUUGAAAAGACUGAUUCUAAGGGGAAGGUGUUACCUGAAAUGAUUUUGAUAUGCCAGAAUCUUCGUAAUAACCUUCAGCAUCCUAAUGAGUACAUCCGUGGAGUGACACUGAGGUUUCUCUGCCGGAUGAAGGAGACUGAAAUUGUGGAGCCUUUAACUCCAUCAGUGUUACAAAAUCUGGAGCAUCGCCAUCCAUUUGUUCGCAGGAAUGCCAUUCUGGCCAUCAUGUCGAUAUAUAAGCUUCCACAAGGCGACCAACUCUUUGUGGAUGCGCCUGAAAUGAUCGAGAAAGUUCUAUCAACCGAACAAGAUCCUUCUGCCAAGAGAAAUGCAUUUCUAAUGCUCUUUACCUGUGCUGAAGAACGUGCAGUGAAUUAUCUUCUGAGCAAUGUUGACAAGGUUUCAGACUGGAAUGAAUCACUUCAGAUGGUGGUGCUGGAGUUGAUUCGAAGUGUGUGUAAGACUAAACCAGCAGAGAAGGGGAAAUAUAUUAAGAUUAUUAUUUCUCUGUUAAGUGCUACUUCUUCUGCAGUUAUCUAUGAAUGUGCUGGGACACUUGUUUCUCUCUCAUCUGCCCCUACUGCGAUUCGGGCUGCUGCCAACACCUACUGCCAACUUCUUCUUUCUCAGAGUGACAACAAUGUGAAGCUUAUUUUACUCGAUCGGUUGUAUGAGCUUAAGACAUUGCACAGAGAUAUCAUGGUUGAGUUGAUAAUAGAUGUGCUCAGAGCACUCUCAAGCCCAAACCUUGAUAUCCGCAGGAAGACGCUUGACAUUUCCCUUGACUUGAUUACCCAUCAUAAUAUCAAUGAGGUCGUUCAAAUGUUGAAGAAAGAAGUUGUGAAGACACAGAGUGGAGAACUUGAGAAGAAUGGGGAGUACAGACAAAUGCUUAUUCAAGCCAUCCACGCUUGUGCAGUGAAGUUCCCCGAAGUUGCAAGCACAGUGGUCCACCUUCUGAUGGACUUCUUGGGAGAUAGCAAUGUGGCUUCAGCUCUUGACGUGGUUGUUUUUGUUAGAGAGAUAAUAGAAACAAAUCCCAAGUUAAGAGUUUCAAUCAUCACAAGGUUAUUGGACACGUUCUAUCAGAUCCGAGCAGGAAAGGUCUGCCCUUGUGCCCUUUGGAUAAUUGGGGAGUAUUGCCUAUCACUUUCGGAAGUUGAGAGUGGCAUUUCAACUAUCACGCAAUGCCUUGGCGAAUUACCAUUUUACUCUGUUUCUGAGGAGUCUGAGCCAACUGAGACAUCAAAGAAGAUUCAGCCUACCUCUUCUGCCAUGGUGUCCUCUAGAAAGCCAGUGAUUCUUGCUGAUGGAACUUAUGCUACCCAAAGCGCAGCCUCUGAAACCACAUUCUCCUCACCUACAGUUGUUCAAGGAUCACUGACUUCUGGAAAUUUGAGAGCACUGCUACUAACUGGUGAUUUUUUCCUCGGAGCAGUGGUUGCUUGCACGUUGACCAAACUUGUUCUUAGGUUAGAAGAGGUUCAGUCUUCUAAAACUGAAGUAAAUAAGACAGUCACACAGGCUUUGUUGAUCAUGGUUUCUAUGUUGCAACUUGGGCAAUCUCCUGUUUCUCCACACCCUAUUGAUAAUGAUUCGUAUGAGAGGAUUGUGUUGUGCAUAAAAUUGCUUUGCCAUAGGAAUGAUGAGAUGAAAAAGAUAUGGUUAGAAUCCUGCCGCCAGAGUUUUGUCAAGAUGAUUUCUGAAAAACAGCUUAGAGAGAUGGAGGAACUGAAGGCGAAGACCCAAACAACGCAUGCUCAACCUGAUGAUCUAAUUGACUUCUUCCAUCUAAAGAGUCGGAAGGGAAUGAGUCAACUUGAGUUGGAAGACCAAGUACAAGAUGACCUAAAGCGUGCAACUGGAGAAUUCACCAAGGACGAGAACGAUGCUAACAAACUUAACCGCAUUCUUCAACUCACAGGAUUCAGUGACCCAGUCUAUGCUGAAGCAUAUGUGACGGUACACCAUUAUGAUAUUGCUCUUGAAGUUACAGUAAUCAACCGAACCAAGGAAACCCUUCAGAACUUGUGCUUGGAGUUAGCAACCAUGGGUGAUCUCAAACUUGUUGAGCGUCCUCAGAACUACAGUCUGGCACCUGAAAGAAGCAUGCAGAUUAAAGCAAACAUCAAGGUGUCGUCCACAGAGACGGGAGUCAUAUUCGGGAACAUCGUCUAUGAGACAUCAAAUGUAAUGGAGCGAAACGUCGUUGUUCUUAAUGACAUACACAUUGAUAUCAUGGACUAUAUCUCCCCUGCUGUGUGUUCAGAGGUUGCUUUCAGAACUAUGUGGGCAGAGUUCGAAUGGGAAAACAAGGUUGCUGUGAACACCACAAUACAAAACGAAAGAGAAUUCCUCGACCACAUUAUCAAAUCUACAAACAUGAAAUGUCUCACUGCUCCAUCCGCAAUAGAAGGCGAAUGUGGAUUCCUUGCAGCAAACUUAUACGCAAAAAGUGUAUUUGGUGAGGAUGCUCUUGUGAAUGUGAGUAUUGAGAAGCAAACGGAUGGAGCAUUGAGUGGUUACAUAAGGAUAAGGAGCAAGACGCAAGGGAUUGCCCUAAGUCUUGGGGACAAAAUCACCCUCAAACAAAAGGGUAGUAGCUGAGUACCAUACCGAUGAUUUCUCACAGUGGCGUGCAAAGGUAACAGGUUUAGACUACGUACGUUUCUCUUGAGCAAUUAUCGUUGGUUGAAUCUGCUUAUUAUAUGGAGGGAGGAGGCGUUCAAGGGUAUAUGUAAAAAGAGUAAUUGGCUAUCGUUCUUACUUAACCGGUAUAUUUUCUGGUAUGGUACCGAUGGAUUUCUUCAUCUCAUAUGGCAGUGUGUUUUUUACUGUACUAGACGAUUUUGUUUUAUUUGUAAUGCUUUUUCUUCUAUAAUGUCGUUUGUUGAGGACUUUAAACCGUGAACUUUAUGAUAUUGUAGAUUUCAAAGCUACAUUUGGUUUGCUCCAUUUUAGAACUCGUCAUUUCAGAUUUGAUCUCUAUUCUUUUCUUUCAUAUGCAUUUGAAGUGAACUAUUCAAUUGUC